This is a messenger RNA of Musca vetustissima, 556 nucleotides long. RefSeq names its product enhancer of split malpha protein (gene E(spl)malpha-BFM). The coding region runs from base 5 to 556 and encodes 183 amino acids. The transcript has a single exon. NCBI's taxonomy places the organism in Eukaryota, Metazoa, Arthropoda, Insecta, Diptera, Muscidae. The record is from RefSeq and is a predicted model, not a curated record. Gene Ontology annotation, biological process: sensory organ development; Notch signaling pathway.
AACAAUGUGCCAACAACAGCAACAACAAUUUGUGGCUCUGUGCAACAACGAAAAACAAAAAAUGAAAGCCACCUACAGUAUCAAGAAGGUCUUGAAGACAUUCUUCAAGAAACAAAAUAAACAACAACAGCAGCAACAACAACACCGUCAACAGCAAGCUCAACAACAUCAACAAAUAUGCAAUCACGACAAUUGCUCAUCCGGCUAUACCACCUCCACAACCUCCUCCUCUUAUUCCGAGGAUUUGGAAAACUAUCGCAAUUUACAGGCGGAACAACAACAAUAUUUCACCGAAUUGGAGGAUAAUGCCGCCAAUGAAAAAUUAGCCGUUAUGUGUGAAGAAGAUGCCGACGAUGAGGACGAUGAAUUGGAUGUUUAUGUUCCGGUACGUUUUGCUCGCACCGAGGCUGGUACCUUCUUUUGGACUACCAAUUUGCAGCCAGUCACCAGUACAAUUAUGCCAGCUGUUGAUGAGGAUUUGGUACAGCCCGCUUACUGUUACAGCAAUUAUCAAUACCCCUUGAUGCAGUUCCAGGAUCGUUGGGCCCAAGCUUAA